Messenger RNA from Puntigrus tetrazona (Sumatra barb), 4297 nucleotides. It is a transcript of the gene smurf2, whose product is annotated as SMAD specific E3 ubiquitin protein ligase 2. Gene Ontology annotation, biological process: negative regulation of BMP signaling pathway; ubiquitin-dependent protein catabolic process. Gene Ontology annotation, molecular function: protein binding; ubiquitin protein ligase activity. Bases 409 to 2706 code for a protein of 765 amino acids. The record is from RefSeq and is a predicted model, not a curated record. The transcript has 20 exons. Lineage: Eukaryota; Metazoa; Chordata; Actinopteri; Cypriniformes; Cyprinidae.
UCAGCAGACGCCAGACACCUUACAAACCACAUUUCCUCGAUUCAGUCGCCUGCAGCCGUACAACUUUUCCCUCAAGGUCUCCUUGGAAUGGCAGCGGAAGCCCAGCGCGGCUCGUUCGUGGGAAACGCGCGGUCUUCGGGAGGUCUCCGUAAGCCGAUCCUUUGAGGGGACGUCGUGGAUUCACUUUCGCGAGAAGCUAGAAAUACGAGCAGCGCGUUAAAUCCGCGGCGCGAGCGAGCGUGCGUGCAGUGUGUAGACAUGGCAGGGCUGUGCACAUCCGGGCCACAGGACCGUGACUCCAUUAUUUUCUGUUCACUGUGAAACUGGCGUUGAGGGCGACCAAAAAGCGACUCUAUAGCGCGUUCGACUCGUUUUCUGCAGUGAUCGACCUGGAUAAGGGCCGAGGACAUGUCUAAUCAAGGAGUUAGAAGAAACGGACCCGUUAAGUUGCGUUUAACAGUUCUGUGCGCAAAGAACCUGGUGAAGAAAGACUUCUUCCGACUGCCGGACCCCUUUGCCAAGGUGGUGGUGGACGGCUCGGGGCAGUGCCACUCGACAGACACCGUGAGGAACACGCUGGACCCCAAAUGGAACCAGCAUUAUGACCUGUACAUCGGGAAGUCGGACUCCAUCACCAUCAGUGUGUGGAACCAUAAGAAGAUCCAUAAGAAACAGGGAGCCGGAUUCCUGGGAUGCGUACGACUCCUCUCCAACUCCAUUAACCGACUCAAGGACACAGGCUAUCAGCGUCUGGACCUGAACAAGCUGGGGCCCAAUGACAGCGAUACCGUGAGGGGACAGAUAGUAGUUAGUCUUCAGUCCAGGGACAGGAUAGGCACCGGAGGGCCAGUGGUGGACUGCAGUCGUCUGUUUGACAACGACCUGCCUGAUGGCUGGGAGGAGAGGAGAACUGCAUCUGGCCGGAUCCAGUAUCUGAAUCAUAUCACACGCAGCACCCAAUGGGAGAGACCUACCAGGCCUGCGUCUGAGUACUCCAGCCCCGGCCGGCCGCUCAGCUGCCUGGUGGACGAGAACACGCCCAUCAUGACACCCAACGGGGCGGCGGGCGUUCCUGCGGAUGACCCCCGGGUACAGGAGCGCAGGGUUCGCUCUCAGAGACACAGAAACUACAUGAGCAGAACUCAUCUACACACACCGCCCGACCUGCCCGAGGGAUAUGAGCAAAGGACCACGCAGCAGGGUCAGGUGUACUUCCUGCACACGCAGACGGGCGUCAGCACGUGGCACGACCCCAGGGUGCCCAGGGAUCUCAGUAAUGUGAAUUGUGAGGAGUUGGGCCCAUUGCCUCCAGGCUGGGAGAUAAGAAACACAGCCACCGGACGAGUGUACUUUGUGGACCACAACAACCGAACCACACAGUUCACAGACCCGCGCCUCUCCGCUAACCUGCACCUCGUCCUGAACCCAAGUCCGAACGGCUCCCGUGCUGCCGUCGAGGCUCAGAGCAGUCGUCCCGGGCAGCUGAAGGAGCAGGCUCAGUCCGUCGUGUCUCCCGGAAAUCUCCCCGAGGACCCAGAGUGUCUCACGGUGCCCAAGUACAAGCGGGAUCUGGUGCAGAAACUGAAAAUCCUGCGGCAGGAGCUGUCCCAGCAGCAGCCGCAGGCGGGACACUGCCGUGUCGAGGUCUCGCGUGAGGAGAUCUUUGAGGAAUCAUACCGGCAGGUGAUGAAGAUGAGGCCGAAGGACCUGUGGAAGAGGUUGAUGGUCAAGUUCAGAGGAGAGGAAGGACUCGACUACGGUGGAGUCGCUAGGUACUGGUUGUACUUGUUGUCACACGAGAUGUUAAAUCCAUACUACGGACUCUUCCAGUAUUCACGAGAUGACAUCUACACGCUACAGAUCAACCCUGACUCUGCCGUCAAUCCGGAGCAUUUGUCUUAUUUCCACUUUGUGGGGAGGAUUAUGGGAAUGGCUGUUUUCCACGGGCACUACAUAGACGGAGGCUUCACGCUGCCCUUCUACAAGCAGCAGUUGCUAGGGAAACCCAUCACUCUGGACGACAUGGAGUCGGUGGAUCCGGAUCUCCACAACAGCCUCGUCUGGAUCCUAGAUAAUGACAUCACCGGGGUGUUGGACCACACGUUCUGCGUCGAACACAAUGCAUAUGGAGAGAUCAUUCAACACGAGCUCAAACCCAACGGCAAGAGCAUCCCUGUCACCCAAGACACCAAGAAGGAGUAUGUGAGGCUGUAUGUGAACUGGCGCUUCCUGAGGGGCAUCGAGGCUCAGUUCCUGGCCCUGCAGAAAGGCUUUAACGAGGUCAUCCCGCAACACCUACUCAAGGCGUUCGAUGAGAAAGAGUUGGAGCUUAUUGUGUGCGGGCUCGGGAAGAUCGACAUCAACGACUGGAAGUCAAACACGCGUCUGAAGCACUGCACUCCUGACAGUAACAUCGUGAAGUGGUUCUGGCGGGCCGUGGAGUCGUAUGACGAGGAGAGGAGAGCCAGACUGCUGCAGUUUGUCACCGGCUCCUCCAGAGUCCCGCUGCAAGGAUUCAAAGCCCUGCAAGGUGCUGCUGGACCACGUCUCUUCACCAUCCAUCAGAUCGACGCCAGCACCAACAACCUGCCCAAAGCACACACUUGCUUCAACCGCAUCGACAUUCCUCCGUACGAGAGCUACGACAAACUCUACGACAAGCUGCUGACGGCCAUCGAGGAGACCUGCGGCUUCGCUGUGGAAUGAUGCUCUGCCGCCGGCGCUCGCAGAGGAACCUUUCUCCAGGCGGGACGGACCUGUCAGUCAGCCGGCAGACGUGUGGGCCUCAGACGCAGGGGCUGAGCUGAGGAAGGGUGGACAACACCGCGGCACUCCACGCCUGGUGCUGCUACACAGAUCUUUCUGCAUUAUUCGAAAAGAAGAGAAGAAAACAACGUAUCUUUUCAGCUGCUAGUAACUCUUUUACUUACUAUUUUGGAACCUCCUCUUCCUCCUUUUUUUUUUUUUCUCUCGAGUCCAUACGUUGAUUUUUAGCAUUAAGACAGCAUAUUAACAGUAUUCCAUGUAGCAUUUUCACAGACUAGACUUUCGGAGAAGCCAGACUUUAGCGGGGUGCGCCGAGCGAGAGCUAACGCAGAAGCUCUACCGUACCUGAAGACUUGUACGUCUGUCGUUUGGGACCUGCUCUUCGGCCCGCUUGGACCUUAGCAAGCCGCGGGAUCCUUUCGAUCGGGGGGACGUCGGCUCCGCUGGCCUCUCCUCGGCUGCCCUACAGCGGACACCAUCUACCCGUGCUCCGUUCCUCACGACUGGUGUCACCUUAUAAGCUUGUUGAAAGUGAACGAAUGAAUACAUGAAAUCUUAGGUAGGUAGGUAGUCUAGCUUUAUUUUUAUAUGAGAGGCUCGAGAGGACGAGGUUAAGAGAGUAAAACUAUACAGAUGUAAUAUAUUGGCAUCGUCGCAGGAACCGUUGCCGAUGUUUCCAGAGCAGAAAAUGAAGUUGAGCCCAUUGAAAUGGCUUCAGUGAGGCUUGCUUUGAAUGUUCAAAUUCCAUCUUUCUUUUUUUUAUUUUUAAGAAAAAUUGUGAAGAAAAACAUUUUAAUAUGUUGCAUUACUGGUGUCAACUUUUUGGUAAACUGUAUUCUAAUCUGUCUCCGAUGUCAAUCGAACCCUUUAAUCGAUUUCAAUAUGAUGCAUAUGUAUGAGCAUGUUAAUGAGAUGUGAAGUGUCUUCCAUUUCAUACCUUCUCAUUAUAUUGUUACCUUUUAUUUUCUGGGCCUGUUUUUAAAUUAGGAUUCUUAUUAUUGUUACUUCCUUAAAGAAGAAAUGCAACCGUUUGCCCCUCGGGUAAACCAAGGGAGAGAAGUGUCCGUAUUGUUAUUUUUGUAAUUUAUUAUUAACCCAUUGUAGUACCAAUUUACUGAUUGUUUUUCAUGACAAAUGUCACUGGCCUUCAGUGAGCGUUACAGGCGAACUGCAAGGAGGAUCGCUGUAUUAAAGAACAAGAAACAAUUCUAUCUUUUAUAGAAAUACGUCAGCUUUAGGUGUAAAUCUAGCAGAAAACAACAAAAGCAUGACCCGUGUGCUGUUUGUAAGCCUCCGAAAUGCACAGCUUGAAAACCUGUCCUUCAGGAUUAUUAAAAGAAACUGCAUAAAUAAACAAAUGCGGUUUUUAUAUAUAUAUAUAUAUAUAUAUAUAUAUAUAUAUAUAUAUAUAUAUAUAUAUAUUAGUUGAAUGUUUCUGAGAUGCUGCCUGUCUAUAGCAAUCCUCUAUGACCAUGGACUGUUGUUAAAGAGUUUGCAUACGCUGAAAAUGAGCUAUACAUCUUUUGUUACU